AUGCAAAACGAGCACAUGAAGAUGUUCCCAUAUGGUGCACGGAGGGCAACAAUCGAGUCCUUGCUUUUUGGCUCACACUUGACCCAACUUCCCGACCUGACCUAUGAUCCUACCAAGGUGUUUGCGCAUCAAUGCUUAAGUUGUGCUGAUGGCCUCUUUGGUGCGGAGUUGUGGUUCUGCAAAGCUCGUGCCUACGCAACCUUGCAUGGAAUCGAUUAUUACCUGCAUCCGAAACAUGUGACCUUGAUUGAUGCUUCACCUCGUCAUCUGUUUGUGCGUGUUCAGGCAGGCCUGUGGCUCCCAAGCACUUUCCACCUCAACUGCGGUGAUGCGGGGACAUUGUGUCCUGACAGUGGUACUUGGAAAGACCAUGCUGGAGGAUGGCAUCGUUUGGACUUUGUAGGGCUUUCCUUUGGCUUUCCGGGUCUUGUCACUUCGCAUUUUGUAUGGCCAGAUUUUGACCGGGGCAUAGUUCUUGAAGAUCACCGUCCUGUAGUUGUGACACUUGAUUUUCCGUUGUCUACUUUUGCUCUUGGCAAGUUGGAUUUUCAGCGUCACCGGUCUUGCAAGCUGCCUCAGUCUCCAACGCAGUCCCACCUGGAUGCUUUUGAUCAAGCCGUGCGGUCUUUAAGCCCUUUUGAAUGGACCGUUGAAGCGCAUUACCAUUUCGAAAAUAUGCAGCAGCGAAUCUACGAUUCUGCGGUGUCCACCUCUAAAGCCAACCGGCCCCGCCGUAGCCCUGCCAUUGAUGAUUUUGCCUGGGAUUUCUUGUGUUUGCGCAAGCGAGUCAAAUCGCAUCUGGUUUCCCUGACUCGUCGUUGUGAUCGGGUGUGUCUUUUGGUGGUUUUUCAUUCUUGGGUCAAGCAGUGUCUGUCGAAUGCUUGGUCAGCUUCGGUGCCAACUUUCCUGACCACUUUACAAACCAUCCGUUUUGAGCGUGCCCUAUGCUGGAAGUUUUUGGAGGUUGUUUCCUGUCUUUCGCGACAGACCCUGCAUCACUCCAAAUCAGUCUUCUAUAAUGGAUUGUCUCAGCGUUUGGGACCACAUGUAGUUGGUGCUUCCUACGAGGAUCUUUGGAAUACCUUGCAGCAACUAGGAGCCAUAGGCAAAAAACCUCGGCGGCGUCAAGCAGGAUUUCAACAGGCCAUGCAACUUCCAGAUGGUUCUUUGGUCACUGCUCCGGACGAACUCGCAUUGGCUUGGCAGGCCCACUUUGCCUCCAUUGAAGCAGGUGAUUUGAUCUCACCUGCACUCUUGCGUGCUUCGUGCUUGACGCGGCAAUCCAUUCAACGUCCGCCUCUGUUCGAUGUUCAGCCGGAAGAUUUGCCCACGCUUCCUGAAGUAGAAAGAGCAGCACGAUCGCUGAACAAGAAGAAGGGGACCAACCCAACCAACCCAACGAAUUCAACCUUGACCACAGCUGGCAUUGGCGUUGCCCAGUGGAGGCCAAGAUGGAAAGUGAAGAAGUUAGGAGGCCUCGAGAUAGCCGUAUACAAAGGGCGUGGCCCUCGAUGCCAGUUUGGGUCGUACCGUGCUAUCUUGUUGAGUGACCUGGUGGGCAAAGUGCUACACAAAGUUGUUCGCAAUCGGAUCUACGAAGCAGUCUCCAACUUUGCUCGUCCCUUUCAAUUGGGUGGCUUCAAAGGCAUGUCCCCUGUCUUUGGUAGUCUUGGUCUUCGUCUUUUUCAGCGAAUAGCCGUGGCUCGUCGUCGAUCCUUCUGCGUGCUUUUUGUUGAUGUGAAAGGCGCAUACUAUGCUGCCUACAGGCAACUGUUGGUUUCAGCUUUGCCCCGCUCAGGGACCUUGUUGGCUUUAAUUGACCAGCUUCCUGCAUCUGAUUUGGUGAAGCUCCGUUUGCGACAACGGCUUGACGAAGCCAAUCUCUUGCAGAAACUUCCUCUCUCCCCAGCUUGGCGUGCUUUUUGUGAGGAAACGCUGCAAGAUACUUGGUUCUCAACCGAAGGGGCCCCGAACUUGACUUUGACUCAGAGAGGAUCCAGGCCUGGCGAUCCAUUGGCUGACUUGCUGUUUGCCGUCCUACUCAGCGACUUAGAUCAGGAGCUUCACUGCUCACUCCAAGCUGCUGGGUUCAUUGAUGCCCAGCCUAGGUUGGAUUUCCAAACAAGUUCCCUUGACGGCCAGGAGCCUCUUCCUUCUAUAAUAUGGGCUGAUGACAUGGCAAUACCUCAGAGUUUUUGCUCUCCCAGCGAGUUGUAUUUCAGACUUCCAGACCUGUGCCGCAUAGUUUUCGAAGUUUUUGCUUCGUACGGCAUGCAGCUUUCUUCCGGAUCUGGGAAGACGGAAAUCAUUUUGCGGUUUGUGGGAUCGCAUGUUACAGCCUGGUCUCAUCGCCUUUUUGACAUAGAUCAGGGCUUUGUGACCUUCCCUUUUGCGGGUGAAUCAAUCAAGAUCAAUGUGCCCAAAGAUUACGUGCACCUUGGUUCGGGCUUGGAUUUCAAGGGCAAACUACAUUUCGAAAUAUCCAGGAGAACUGCCAGCUCACGAGAACCUUUGCGAUUGCUUCGGCCUCAACUGCUUCGGUCCCGGAGUGUCAGCUCUCGCACCAAGCUGCAAGCAGUGCGCUCCCUGGCUCUUUCCAGAUUGCUGUACGGAGUAGAGUCGUGGCUAUCUUUGACUUUGGCAUCUUUUCGGAUGUUGUCUUCAGCCGUGAUAGCCAUCUAUCGCUCAGCAUUGCCGCGCAGACUUGAUUGCUUAAAACCUUUAGCCAAAGAUGAAGUUUUGUCCCAAACUUUCUUGCCAGAUCCUUCUAAAUUGUUGGCGUUGUCUAGGCUUCGCUUUUUGGGUCAAUUGGUUCAAUUUGCACCCCAGCAACUUUGGUCUUUUAUUUUUUGGGAAGCUACUCUUCACAGUGACUCCUGGGCUGAUCUUGUGAAUGGUGACCUGGCUUGGCUGCAGCGUCAUGUGCCGCUGGUAGACCAUUGUCCUGCAGAAGGUUUCCCAUCACACUCCUGGUUGGCUUGGCUUAACAUGGUGGGAGCACAUUGGCAUGGAAAACUGAAGAAGACGAAUCGCAGUGCCGUGCGAUAUCGUGUGGACGCUCUUGCUUGGCUGCAGUGGAGAACCCACUUCUUCAGCAUCCUUGAAGCAGCAGGAUUGGUUCCGCCGGUUGCUGCGUUGCCAAGCACCCUGCAUUGCUGUGACUUGUGUGACGCCAGUUUCGCUUCCGUCAAGGCAUUGGCGCUGCAUUGUGCACACAAGCAUGGAUGGCGAGCUGCUGCGCGGGCCUUCGUGAUGGACCUGUUUGCCAUGCAUGAAGAGCAGAUCCGCUUCGAUAAGUGGGAUCUCCAUCAAAAGAGAGCCGCCCGAGCGGAUCCUUUUCUGAGACGUGAGCUUGCCUUGCCUUGCACGCGGGAAUUUGAGCCUGCUGCAGACCUUCGGCGUCUCUUGCCAAUUGAAAAGGCGGAAUCUCAACAAGCAGUCGAUCGCGAGAUUGUCCAGCACGGGGAUCAUCACUGGAUGAAACUGAAAGAGGCCCUUGUUGAAGAUUCAGAGCGCGCCUUUGCUGUGACGGCUUCCAGCAAUGUCCUGAGCUCUGCUUGCUCUCCACGGCCUGUUCCGGGGACCCCAGUGUAUCUUGUGUUGCAUCUUUUCAAUGGUCAGCGUAAGCACGGAGACUUACAGCAUUGGCUUGAACAUUUUACUCUGGAUCAGCCUUUUCGUUUGUUGACCUUGUCAUUGGAUGUGGCCAUUGACCCUGUCCAAGGGAACCUUGCUGAUGCUGAUACAUUGAGCCUUGAAGGCUUAUCCUUCCAGGUUCAGUAUGGCCAUGGCCCGGUCAAUUGUGCACGCAGCAGUCCAUGCACAUAA
Molecule: messenger RNA, 3828 nt
Organism: Cladocopium goreaui
Lineage: Eukaryota; Dinophyceae; Suessiales; Symbiodiniaceae
Source: the annotation of a GenBank genome assembly